CCCGUCACAAGCUCCAGGUCCCGGCCCGGCUCCGUCACUGGACCCCACUCCGGCCCGGUCCCGGCGUUCUUACCCGUGCUUGCCUUAUCAAACUUUCACGUUCACUGUCUGGACUGGUGUUUACUUCCUUACACCCAACCUCAGCGGUGCGCCUUCCAUGAGGGGUGACUUCAAGAUGGCGGGUGCCAUCCACUUUCUGGCCUGCUUCCCUGGGAGCUUCCCUAGCGGCAUUGGUGAUUCUUUCCAUGGACACUCCCUUUCAACAAUUUCUGCAAAUGUUCCUGCUCAAAAAUAGGAACGUGGUUGGCUCUAGGAAUGGGAGGGAUUGUGAUGGCAGUCAUUAUCCGCCGAGAACAGCAACUCCAUUACCAUGACCAUGACCACGACCAUGACUAUGACGACCAAGCCCAACUCAUACUUCGCCUACAAGCGUGAUAUCAGCCCCCUCGUCUACUGGGUCUUGCAAACAUCCAACGCUCUCAUCUGGUCUCUGCCAUCGUCAUACCCAGACGCCCCUCAAGUGCCUCUCGACAACCCGGAGAUCUCUCUUUCAAGCCUCGUUUCCCUCUCCAAGCUCAUCGGCAAGCACGUUGAUCCGGGUGAUGUUCCGACCCCCGUCCUGGGCUUGUUUCAAUCCGUCAUCGACGCGAUAGCGACUUCCCAUGCCACUUUUCAACGUAUCGCAACCAAGAAACCACACCCUGACGUCGAGAAUGGCAGUGCUUUCCUCAAGAGCUUCGUCGAAGACCUGAGAGAAUGCCUCAACGCUCUCGGCGGUUGGAAUUGGGCCCUCCAUAAUUAUACCUUGUCAGACCGCCUGUCUUCCUGUCUUCCCUUAACCAAAGAAAAACUCGACUGCAUGGUAAUCAAGGAGUUUGGCGCACUCGAUCUCCCUGAAGCUCCCGAGGCCGACCAAGACUCGGAGCAAGAGACGCCUCAGCAAGUCGGUCCCCGGGUUGGACACCAGCGGAAACAAGCUAAACCCGGAAAAGGCAAGAAGGGGAGGCGUAAGAAAGACCGCGAGACAUCCAAGUCCAAGGUUGAGGAUACCAAGAAGGGAUCUCUCGACGACGUGUUCGGCAAGGAGCCGCUGGACAGUUUCGAUCUCACUCUGGAUCAGGAUGGUACCACUAUAGGUUGUAUCAUGGCUGUCUACGACCUGUUCAAAGAAUGUUUUGAUCUCAGAGCAUAUCUUCAGGACGUGUGGUACGAGGUUGCCUACGAAGGGCUCAACAGUGCAGUAGCGGGUGCCCUUUCCAACACCGCCCGUAUCAUGAUCCAACGUUCUACAGACACCAUGUUGGCAGAUUUCCCUGACAAAGACUCUUAUCAGAGCGUCAUAAACACCAUGUCCUCCGUCUUUGGGUUCAACGCUGAGCCAGAGGGCACAGGAGCCAAUAGUCGAGACGAGCACCUCGCGGAUGUCAAGGAGAUGUUUCUAGUGCAUGCCUACCACGACCUUCUUGAUUUCGUCACUGACUACCAGAAGAACCGAAAUGGUAAACCGACAAAACGGAUGAUGAAGGAAAUCAACAACUGGAACCCCGACUUCGACCUCCAACGCGCCACCAUGGAAGAGCGUCUCAAAUGGCGUCGUUCCUAUACCAUCAACUGGCUAUAUGACCUACUCAGAGUCUUCUCUCACAGACUGGAAGAGAUGGACGCGGCCAUUAAAAAAAAGGUUCCGGACGUCAUAAAGCGUCGACAAGCACAAACCCAAAAACUGUUGGGGAUCACGGAGUUUGCCGCGCUUAUUUAUCGUCUCGCUACCGAGAAGCCCGGCAUUGACAUUCGCGAGCAGGUCCUACCCCUCCAUGUCUUCCAACUGCAGUGUAUCGUCGAUUCGCUUGCCGUGACAAAGGGCUGGACAUAUGAUCUACUCAAGGGGCACGUUUUGAUUGGACCUCCGCCCGCCGACAGAUUCCGGCCUAUGCGCGAUGUAGACACCUUUCUCCACGGCAUCGGUGACCCUGGCCAUCUACUCAAGGGGCACGUUUUGAUUGAACCUCCGCCCGCCGACAUAUUCCGGCCUAUGCGCGGUGUAGACACCUUUGACCCACGGCCAGGCUUCUUUUACGGAUUCUCGCGGCUGAAAGCGACACUAACGUUCGAGGCCGUUGUGAACAAGAGGAAGACGGAUAACGAUGUGCACAUCCAGGAGUUACUCGAGGCCGCCCACGGUAUAGGUACUCAGUUUCUCGGAAAGUCCCCGGACCUGGGGGAUGAAUCCCGAUUUUGCACGACAAAUUCAAACGGGUUGUGGCACUAUUCGCCUUUUCUUUGCGGCGUCGGUCUUGUAGAAGCUCUGGACUUGGAGUUUCUCUUAAUCCUGUAUGUCUGGGGGCACCAUCGUGAACCUGUGGUGCUAAUGCAUUUAUACAAUAUGCUGCUCCGAGAAGGCUAUCUCGACAAGCCUAUUGAUUUGUUCGAAAGCCUGCAGCGGCUCUUCCAAAGUGGCUUCUUCCAGAAUGGAAAGAUCCCUGUUGCAGACUAUGGUGUCGCCCUACCUGAGUUCUUAAUCCCCCUCGAGAAGAAAGUGCUGAACAAUAAAGGAAAGAUCAGAUUCCCGAGUGGUUUUGGCGUACCCUGUUGUGUUACGAUUCCAUACGAGUCUUUCUUGGUCCUUUUACGCGAGGCAAAAUGGAACGUUGACAAGAUCUCUGAUGCUGAGGUGCCUCUGUCUUCACUUCUUGCGAAGCUUCGUAUCGCUCAAACCGAGCAAAUCUUUGAUCCCGACACCGGUAAAAGACGUUUGAAGGAAACAGUCCUCGUUAAGCGGGCCAAGGCCGCAUUCAUCUCCGAAGGCCUCGCUGAAGGCCUCGCCGAAGAAAAGUUGCUAGCCAUUGCGGAAGCGCUGGAGGAACUCAACUCGGUGGAAAAGCAACAAGCAGAGUUUUCAGCUGACAAGGUGGUCUACACAACGCCGCAAGGUUUCAGCAACAGCGAGUGGCUCGACUUCAUGAAGGUCGAUAUCAUGGCCGAUGUCGAUGGCGACCAUCCGCUAUGCGGCCUCAACUUAGCCUGGCUCACGUGCUACAUGAUCGAAAUCUUCGGCAAAAUCGAGCGGGAGUUGUUCGAGCUUCGCAACGAGACUUUGCGUGGUCUUUGCAAUGAUAAUGGCCAGUAUGAUAGCAGCAAGUGGAGAUAUAAAGGGGCAGACGGACGCUCUCUCCUGAUUGUGGAGGCCAUGACCAAAAAAGACGAGCAAGUUCUUGAGGUCGCCGCUAGGCAUCUCACAAACCCUCUCAAGUCGUUGUCGGACUUUAUCCAUUGGGAUAAGCUCAGGAUUGGCGCCGGGGGAUCAUCGCCGCCGACGGGUGAUGAAGCUACCGCCGAUGCCUGUGUUAGUACUGUCGAGAAGAAGGACGUUCAUAUGGAUCAAUGCGUGGUUAUCAAGGGCGUAGCUAUGGAUGACGGCACUGUGUGGGUUAGGAAUUGAGUAGAUAAAUUUUUUUUUUCUUUUUGUUUUGUCACUAGCAUGCACAACAGUAUAUCCUAGUGUUUUGUUACAGCGUAUGAU
Neurospora tetraspora is the source of this 3520-nucleotide messenger RNA. RefSeq lists its product as uncharacterized. Lineage: Eukaryota; Fungi; Ascomycota; Sordariomycetes; Sordariales; Sordariaceae. The coding region runs from base 371 to 3439 and encodes 1022 amino acids. The record is from RefSeq and is a predicted model, not a curated record. The transcript has 2 exons.